This is a messenger RNA of Misgurnus anguillicaudatus (oriental weatherfish), 1528 nucleotides long. It is a transcript of the gene tmem186, whose product is annotated as transmembrane protein 186. Lineage: Eukaryota; Metazoa; Chordata; Actinopteri; Cypriniformes; Cobitidae. Gene Ontology annotation, cellular component: mitochondrion. The record is from RefSeq and is a predicted model, not a curated record.
UGCCAUGCGAAAUAAAAUAAAAAUACUAUACUAUAGAUAAAACAUUUAAUGUUACUAAUAAAAAAUUUACUGAUGCACUCUGGAGACACGUUUGUCCAAAUGUACUUAGUUGAUUUAAGGCACUAUGCCUUAUGUGUAUUCUAGUAGGGACUAACCAGAAACUUUUAUUUUAAAAUAAACGUAGAUUCACAGAAAUAUGAAGCGAUAGCGCGGUAAGUGCACACGCAAUGCAUAAAUUAUUUUUAUUAUUUACAAUGUUUUGGCUUUUAACAUCACCUUUAAUGUGUAUUUUCUGUCAAAACAAAAACGAGCUAACAUUAUAUGUGUAUUCUAGUAGGGACUAACCAGAAACUUUUAUUUUGAAAUAAAAUCCCUUUACGUACAGAAACGCGGUAAGUGCACACACAGUGCAUAAAUCAUUAUUAUUAAUAAUGUUUUGACUUUUAACGUACUUUGAAUGUGUAUUUCUGUCGACAAAACGAAUUAUCGUUAUAAGUGUAUUCUAGUAGGGACUAACAAGAGUCUUUUAUUUUGAAAUAAAUCUCUUUACGCACAGCUUCACAGAAAUAUGCAAUGAACUGAAGCGAGAACGCGAUAAGUGCACACAAAAUGCACAAAUUAUUAUUAUUAAUAAUAUUUUAACUUUUAACUUCACUUUAAAUGUGUAUUUUCUGUCGACAAAACGAAUUAACUUUAUAUGUGUAUUCUAGUAAGGACUAACCAGAGACUUUUAUUUUGAAAUAAAUCGCUUUACGUACAGCUUCACAGAAAUAUGCAAUGAACUGAACAAGCGAGAACGCGAUAAUGUCAGCACGUUUAUGCAUCACUCGGUUUCCUGUGUAUGGAUGUAGAUGUCAACAUGCAGUACUCAACCGGCUCAGUUCACGCACUCACCCGGUUUUGCACGCGCACCGGCGGUCCCCCGUCACAUUCACGCGCACAGUGCAAAUCCAACCUGUCGCAUUUUGUUCUGAUCUGGCAUCAAGGAAAUACAAUCUAAUCUAUGCGUUUCCACCAAUAAAGGGAUUGCGGGCCCUGUCAAGACUCAAACUUAUGCAGACGGGCAUUACUGUCAUUUUACUGCCCACCGUUUAUUACCUUUACCUGCAGGGAGACGCUUCAGCAACCCUACUGACUUACACAACAUGCAUAGCUGGGUUUGCCGGUGUUAUGCUUUACUCAAUAAGCCACUAUGUUAGGAGAGUGGUUGGCAUGAUGUAUCUGGAUUCAACGCAGACCAUCUUAAAGGUGUCACACCUGACCUUCUGGGGUCACAGGAGGGACAUAUAUGUGCCCGUGUCUGAUGUGAUGACUUUAGGAGAUACUGGUGAUACCAAAGGAGAAGUCAUUCUUCGCAUGAAGCGUUACAGCAGUUCUGAUACCAUGUUUUUCUCCACGAGACUGGGGCGAGUUGUGGAUAAAGAUGCUUUUGGGAAGGUUUUUGGGAGUUUGUCUUGAAAUGACCUUCAACGGUUCUGUUUGUGUCAUGUCAUGCAUCACUGAAAAUAAAAAUGUUGUUUCAAGUUUA